AUGAAGGACGGCAAACCUUGUCGCGUUUGUACUGAUUUCAAAACAUGGUCCAAGAUCGAAAAACAGAAUUCAAAGCAGCCAGCCCAUAGUGCUUCUACGUCAAAUUCUACUGAAGAACAGACAUCAAAAAUGCCAGAAGAAGAGUGGCGAAAAAAGAACUGUCCGGCUGACGUAGAAACACUUGGCAACGCGACUUGGACACUGUUACAUACAAUGGCAGCAUAUUAUCCAGAGCGGCCAGCACCCUCACAGAUGGAGAGCAUGAAAUCAUUUAUUUCUUCGUUUUCGGAGCACUAUCCAUGCUGGUUUUGCAAAGAUGAUUUCAAGAAAGCUGUUGAAAGGGAGCCAGUACAAGUAGGAAGUCGUAAAAAGCUGAGCGAAUGGCUGUGUCGUCGUCACAACGAAGUGAAUGAGAAACUGGGAAAAGAACAGUUUGACUGUACAAAAGUAUUUGAACGAUGGCUGAACGGACCUCCGGAUGGCCGAUGCGACUAA
Zychaea mexicana is the source of this 495-nucleotide messenger RNA. Its product is annotated as augmenter of liver regeneration. The transcript is spliced from 3 exons. The coding region runs from base 1 to 495 and encodes 164 amino acids. Gene Ontology annotation, cellular component: mitochondrion. Gene Ontology annotation, molecular function: flavin-dependent sulfhydryl oxidase activity; flavin adenine dinucleotide binding. NCBI's taxonomy places the organism in Eukaryota, Fungi, Mucoromycota, Mucoromycetes, Mucorales, Lichtheimiaceae. The record is from RefSeq and is a predicted model, not a curated record.